Molecule: messenger RNA, 3177 nt
Organism: Chenopodium quinoa (quinoa)
Lineage: Eukaryota; Viridiplantae; Streptophyta; Magnoliopsida; Caryophyllales; Amaranthaceae
Product: GTPase Der-like
Exons: 13
Coding region: 489-2522 (677 amino acids)
Cellular component (GO): chloroplast
Molecular function (GO): GTP binding
Source: RefSeq, a predicted model, not a curated record
AAUUCUAUAAUUAUCAUCUGUUAUAUAGCUUGUCAAUCUUUGUUAGGUAAAGUUCGAUUGGCUUAUAAUCUCCUAAAACUUCAAAAGCAAAAUUAACCUAUUUCUUCCAUCUAUUUAAUGAUAAUUUGAAUUGAAUUCAAUCACCUCCAAGCUCACAAAUAUAAUUAAUUGACUCGACAACUUAAUAAGGUAAAAUUCUAUUAAUUCAUCAUCUCAAAAACUAUAAAUACGUAGCAAUUUUUUUUUUUUUUUUUUUAUUAUUUCUUUCCAUCACUCAUCCUAUCUUCCAAAUAUAGAGAAUAGGAGAUCAAAUUUUAUAUUUCCAUUUCCCAAAAAAAAAAAAAAAAAAAGAAAAAGAAAAAAAAAAGAAAAUUAUUACCGCUUUAGGUGUACAAUAGCAUUAUUCGGCUACCUAUUCUAUCAUACGCCUUCUCAUCUAGUAUUGAAAUACAGAAGAUAAACCCCCCCAAAACCACCAAGCUUCAACAAUGGCGAUUACAGGAAAAAUGGCUGCAUUUUCUCUCUCCAAAACCAUCCCUCCUCUCUCUCCUCUGCAGCAAACUUCUCGAAGUUUCUCUGUUUCUCUCACUCUCUCUCCUCCUCAAAUUUCUCCUUUUCGCUCCAAUUCUUUCCAUAAACCUUCCCUAAACCUCCAUUUUCGACCUUCUGUUCUUCGCUCGCCGUCCAACAAUGGUGGAAUUGGUGAAAACGAUGAACCAGAACAAGAAGAAGUCAGUGAUUAUGAUGAUGAUGAAGUUGAGGAGGAGGAGGAAAUUUUCGAUUACGAAGGUUAUCAAAGUGAGGGAAGUGAUGCGGAUUUCAUCAUUGAUGAAGAAGAGCUUGAAGCUGAAGCUAGGGCUGUUGUUCGCGAAUUUUCGACGUCUUUGUCUCGUGAAUUGAAGAUUGAGGAAGACGGGACGAAUCGUGGUAAAGAAGCGGGAGGAAAACAGCAACGACAGAAAACUGUACCUAAGAAUAUACCAGACCAUCUUCUUCCAAAGGUUGCAAUUUUCGGAAGGCCAAAUGUUGGUAAAUCAGCGUUGUUUAAUCGUCUAGUGGGGGGUAACAAAGCAAUUGUGGUGGAUGAGCCUGGGGUUACUAGGGACCGUUUGUAUGGAAGGUCUUUUUGGGGAGACCAUGAAUUCAUGGUCAUAGAUACUGGAGGAGUUGUGUCAUUAUCCAAAUCACAGGAAGAUGUUGUAGAGGACUUGAAUGUAUCCACAACUAUUGGUAUGGAGGGAAUCCCAUUGGCUGCUAGGGAGGCCGCUGUGGCUAGAAUGCCUUCUCAAAUUGAGAGACAAGCAGCUAUAGCUGUUGAAGAGUCAUCAGUGAUCAUAUUUGUCGUUGAUGGUCAGGCUGGCCUAACUGCAGGUGAUGUGGAAAUAGCUGAUUGGCUACGUAAAAACUAUUCAAAGAAAAAUACUAUACUUGCUGUUAACAAAUGUGAAUCUCCCAGUAAAGGGCUAGCACAGGUAUCGGAGUUUUGGUCUUUGGGGUUAUCUCCUAUUCCUGUAUCUGCAAUCUCUGGAAGUGGAACUGGGGAGCUCCUUGAUCUCGUUUGUUCAGGGUUGACAAAAAUUGAGGAGCCUGUUGAUCUUGAAGAAGAGGAAAAUUACAUCCCUGCUAUUGCAAUUGUAGGCAGACCAAAUGUUGGAAAAAGCAGCAUAUUAAAUGCAUUAGUUGGGGAGGACAGGACUGUUGUGAGUCCUGUUAGUGGUACUACUCGUGAUGCUAUCGAUACUGAAUUUGCAGCACCAGAUGGACAGAAGUUCCGGCUUAUUGAUACUGCUGGAAUCCGAAGAAAAUCGGCUGUAGCAUCAUCGGGGAGCAUCACUGAGGGUUUAUCUGUCAAUCGAGCUUUUCGUGCUAUUCGUCGCUCUGAUGUUGUUGCUCUCGUCAUUGAGGCAAUGGCCUGUAUAACAGAACAGGACUACAAGAUUGCAGAACGAAUUGAAAUGGAAGGAAAGGGCUGUUUGAUUGUCGUGAAUAAAUGGGAUACAAUACCAAAUAAGAACCAGCAGACAGCAGUGUUGUAUGAGCAAGAUGUUAGACAGAAGAUUCGCAGUCUUCAUUGGGCACCCAUUGUUUAUGCUGCUGCAAUAUCUGGUCAAAGUGUUGAUAAGAUCAUUGUUGCUGCCAGCAUAGUAGAGAAAGAAAGGUCAAGAAGGCUAAGUACGGCCACAUUGAAUCAAGUUGUCCGAGAGGCUGUGGCUUUUAAAGCUCCACCAAGAACUCGAGCAGGGAAGAGGGGGCGUGUAUAUUAUUGCACACAGGCUGCUAUCCGGCCUCCCACAUUUGUUUUCUUCGUCAAUGAUGCAAAGCUCUUCCCUGAGACUUAUCGUCGCUAUAUGGAGAAGCAAUUGCGUUCAGAUGCUGGAUUUGCUGGUACACCAAUUCGACUUUUAUGGCGCAGCAGAAGGAAAACUGUCAAAGAUGCAGGAAGCAGCCGAAGCACAUCAACGAAGACGCGGGUAAAACUUCCAAGCAAUAAAAAUCAAAGAAAAGAAGUUGCAACUGUAUAAUAUUGUUCGUUAGACAAGCUUUGGACAUCCUAACUAUCAGCAUCGGUGAGAGCUGUAUUGAAGAAUUUUAGAUUGGUGGUCCAGCUGAAGAUCUAAAGAAAAAAGACCAACCGUUGAAUUGCUCUGAAUCCUUACUUUCCUUAUGGCACUAUUUUCAUGGCAUUCAACGCGUCGCCUCAUACGUGAUUAUGAAGCCUUUAAUAUUACAGAAAUUCCGCUGAGAUCGUUAAUGUAUCUCAUGAUAGGGUGUAUCGUAAUCAAAGAGUUCUGGUGAGGUACUGAGGUUGGUGCCGUGGGGAAGCUUAUUAAUGGUGGCGUAGCUGUUACUAUCAUUAUCUCUGGAUUUGUCUAUAGCUUAUGUUGUAUAGUAGUUAUCUGUCAACAAUUUAUUGUUCUUACAACUUUGAACUACAUUAACGAGUUAAUGUAGCAUUUAAAUGAGCCAUAUGGAGCAGAGUAUAGUUCAGACCUUUUGAUGGAGAUAUCUGAAAGUGAACCUCAGGGCUUGGGAUAAAUUUGGUAAGAAUUAAGAUGCAUUAUUACCUUUCAAUUUUCAUAUUAACAUAACAAGUGAUCCAAAAUGAAAAGAACACUGGCGCUUCGGGUAAGAAACAAAAAGCCAAUUAAAUUGAAUUCAGUUUUAGGAGUCACAUUA